Molecule: messenger RNA, 2134 nt
Organism: Struthio camelus australis
Lineage: Eukaryota; Metazoa; Chordata; Aves; Struthioniformes; Struthionidae
Source: RefSeq, a predicted model, not a curated record
AUGGAUGUAUUUGACACAACGGUUACUUACAUUGAAACCUGUUUCUCUGAGAUCAUAGAAGAAAUCCUACUAGGAGCAAUAGCCUCUAUGCCUGUAAGAAGAGGUUUCCAUGAAGGAGACAUCUUCUUCAUACAGGAUGUUACCAAGCUGACACCUCUCUCACCAGAAGUCAUCAGCAGACAAGCCACAAUUAAUAUAGGUACAAUUGGCCACGUAGCCCAUGGAAAGUCGACAGUAGUCAAAGCUAUAUCUGGAGUUCAUACUGUCAGAUUUAAAAAUGAACUGGAAAGAAAUAUCACAAUCAAGCUGGGUUAUGCUAAUGCCAAGAUUUACAAGCUGGAUGACCCAAGCUGUUCCCGACCAGAGUGUUACCGAUCUUGUGGAAGUAGCACCCCAGAUGAGUUCCCUACAGAUAUUCCUGGCACCAAAGGGAAUUUUAAACUAGUCAGGCACGUCUCUUUUGUGGAUUGCCCUGGCCAUGAUAUUUUGAUGGCUACUAUGUUGAACGGUGCAGCAGUGAUGGACGCAGCUUUGCUGUUGAUAGCUGGUAAUGAGUCAUGCCCUCAGCCCCAGACCUCAGAACAUCUAGCUGCUAUAGAAAUCAUGAAACUGAAGCACAUCUUGAUUCUACAAAAUAAGAUUGAUUUGGUAAAGGAGAGCCAGGCUAAAGAACAGUAUGAACAGAUUCUUGCAUUUGUACAAGGUACAGUUGCAGAAGGAGCUCCAAUUAUUCCAAUCUCUGCACAGUUGAAAUACAACAUUGAGGUAGUUUGUGAGUAUAUAGUGAAGAAGAUUCCAGUUCCUUUGCGAGACUUCACAUCCGAACCAAGGCUUAUUGUAAUUAGAUCUUUUGAUGUCAACAAGCCUGGCUGUGAGGUUGAUGACCUGAAGGGGGGCGUAGCUGGUGGCAGUAUUCUCAAGGGUGUUUUGAAGGUGGGUCAGGAAAUUGAGGUCCGGCCUGGUAUCGUGUCGAAGGACAGUGAAGGAAAACUGAUGUGCAAGCCAAUCUUUUCCAAAAUUGUAUCACUUUUUGCAGAGCACAAUGAUCUCCAAUAUGCUGCUCCAGGAGGCCUUAUAGGUGUCGGAACUAAGAUUGAUCCAACUUUGUGUCGGGCUGACCGAAUGGUAGGGCAAGUUCUUGGCGCAGUUGGCGCACUGCCUGAAAUAUUUACAGAGCUAGAAAUUUCCUAUUUCUUGCUAAGGCGAUUAUUAGGUGUGCGCACUGAAGGAGACAAGAAAGCUGCAAAGGUGCAAAAAUUAUCAAAGAAUGAAGUUUUAAUGGUAAACAUAGGAUCUUUAUCUACUGGAGGGAGAGUCAGUGCAGUAAAGGCUGAUUUGGGGAAGAUUGUGCUAACUAACCCUGUAUGUACAGAAGUGGGAGAAAAAAUUGCCCUGAGUCGAAGAGUUGAGAAACACUGGCGUUUAAUUGGUUGGGGUCAAAUCAGAAGAGGAGUGACAAUCAAGCCAACUGUUGAUGACGACUGAAGAACGAAAAUGAGUGCUUCAUUUUUAAAGAUGAAGUGCCUAUUUCUAUUUUGGGGGGUAUAUUUUCACAGUGGAAUUGGAAGCUGUGCAAACAUUAUCUUUGAGUUGUAUGGCUUCCUUGUACAUUUUAUUGAAUUUUACCCUCUUAAUAAAAUACUAGUCACUAUCACCAUUAAAAGUGUAAAAGAAGUGGCGUAGAAGUGGGUUCAAUUAUCCUCAUUUUGGUAGAAAUUAAUUGUACAUGUCUCAUGGCUUGUCUAAUUUAUGUUAUUUUGUGUUUGAGACAUGUCUGUUUCAGUCCAGCCAGCCCCAGUGUAACACACAAACCAGAAAUCUGAUAUUGAAAUAAAGUAUUGCUUAUUUUUCAUUAAUUCCUACAAUUUUUUGAGUAACAAAAGACUGCAGUGAUUGUUCAACCAGUACAAAAAUUAAAAACAAACAAACUCUUUGAAGACUAGUACCCUUUUUGCACAACAUCCUGUUUUGUUUAGAUGUGUAUGGUUCUGACUUUGGGACUCUGGCUGUAUUACCCUUUGUAACUAGGAUGGCAAUGUUGACUGACUUCUUAAAGUUGUCACUUACAAUAUUAACAAGGGCUUUGGAUAAAACCACAAAGAAGAAAUACAAGUAAACUGAAUCUGAACUGGCA